Molecule: messenger RNA, 6623 nt
Organism: Oncorhynchus keta (chum salmon)
Lineage: Eukaryota; Metazoa; Chordata; Actinopteri; Salmoniformes; Salmonidae
Product: protein ENTREP3-like
Exons: 14
Coding region: 1988-4213 (741 amino acids)
Cellular component (GO): membrane
Source: RefSeq, a predicted model, not a curated record
GCAUCCUCCACGCGGGUCUGGCGUGCCUUUUCGUCACAUGACGACGUGUCGGUUUACAAACACUAGGCAUUCCUUUCUUUUGCCUCUGGUGAAGGAGAGAGAAUGGAGGGAUGGGGUGAUGGUGAACGGGAAAGAGAAGAAUAAUCAUCAGCAAGGCUCUUCGACUUGGGAAACGGAUGUGUGUGAAACUGGAACCGAUCGCUUGAGGUGUGUGUGACGUAUAAGUCGGUGCAGUGAGGUAGAUGUCCGGGAUAUACACGAGCAGAACGGGAGGCCCGCGUGACUGCUGCAGGGAAGAGAGAAGAGGACAGGGGGUUGAGUUUGUGUGGUCCAUCGCAAAACUCCCAUGGAGGUAAAAUAUGGAAAGAGGAGGAAUAGCAAAUGAAAACAGCACAAACGGCUCAAGGAGAAUGGACUUUCUAUAAUUGAUUUACGUUUACUUUCGACGGAUUUAAGUAAUUUCUUAACCUGAGCAGUUUGCCGACGGGACCGAUUAAGAUCUGAUCAAGAGCUAUCUCUCUCAUCCUUGGGAUAGGUCAGGUAGUCGGACCUUCGUGAGGACAGGACACCUCGGACCUGGUUUCGAUGCUUGUUCCUCGUUACCUUGACAAGAUCCAGACCCACUCACCGCCACACAACACAUAUGGUUUCUCAUUACGGUAGAAACAACGGGAUAUCUGGUGCUUAAUAACCGGUGCUGCUACAGGACUGCGGCCUCGGGGCUCCGCCCACCGCAAUGCUAUGGGGCCUUGGGAGGUAGAGAUAUGGAGAGAAAAUAACGGAGCUGUGUGUCGUAAAUGCAUUCAGGUUCUCAAAGAUUAGCCCUAGCUAUUUUUCUUAUUUUUCCCCUCACGUGAACAUGUUGACGUUUGUCUGGGGUGCAGAUGUAAUAGGACAUUUGCACUCUGCUAAGCAGCUAUUGCUGUUUUCAUAUGCUAAAUAGCCCAGUCUUCUGAGUUGAGAGUUUUUGGAAACCGCAUUGUGGCGCGUCAGGAUCGAACCUUGGGGAUUAUUGCACAACGACUUUGUCAUCUACCAAUUGACCAUCCAGGGCCAAAGUGAAAAGGGGUGAUUUUUUUAAAGCAACAAACUCUCCAUCUCUCUUUUACACACACACACCGCAUAUAGGCUUACACACACGCACACAUACACAGGCUCACCACUCUCCACACACACACAGGCUCACCACUCUCCACACACACACAGGCUCACCACUCUCCACACACACACAGGCUCACCACUCUCCACACACACACAGGCUCACCACCCUCCACACACACACAGGCUCACCACUCUCCACACAUACACAGGCUCACCACUGUCCACACACACACAGGCUCACCACUCUCCACACACACACAGGCUCACCACUCUCCACACACACACAGGCUCACCACUCUCCACACACACACAGGCUCACCACUCUCCACACACACACAGGCUCACCACUCUCCACACACACACAGGCUCACCACUCUCCACACACACACAGGCUCACCACUCUCCACACACACACAGGCUUACCACUCUCCACACAUACACAGGCUCACCACUGUCCACACACACACAGGCUCACCACUCUCCACACACACACAGGCUCACCACUCUCCACACACACACAGGCUCACCACUGUCCACACACACACAGGCUCACCACUCUCCACACACACACAGGCUCACCACUCUCCACACACACACAGGCUCACCACUCUCCACACAUACACAGGCUCACCACUGUCCACACACACACAGGCUCACCACUCUCCACACAUACACAGGCUCACCACUCUCCACACACACACAGGCUCACCACUCUCCACACAUACACAGGCUCACCACUGUCCACACACACACAGGCUCACCACUCUCCACACAUACACAGGCUCACCACUCUCCACACAUACACAGGCUCACCACUCUCCACACACACACAGGCUCACCACUCUCCACACACACACAGGCUCACCACUCUCCACACACACCAGCCAUGCCACCCCCGUCAGACUCGAGCAGUGUAGUGUCUGCCUCUGGGUCUAGGGGCUGGUCAGAUAGCUGCCGGGGCAUGUCUGGCCGUCAGGGUGGGGCCAAACUGCUGCUGUACCUGGGGCUGUGCCACCUGGGCCUGGGGGCCAUGGUCCUGGCCUUCUCCUUCACCAGCAUGGCCUUCACAUCCUCAGCCCGCGUCCGACAGUCCUGCCCCUUCUGGGCCGGCUUCUUUGUUGUGGCAUCAGGGUUAGUUGGACUUAUCUCAUGGAGAAGACCACUCACUCUGGUGGUGUCCCUCUUCAUGCUGCUGUCUGCUGUGUGUGUCAUCCUUAGUCUGGCUGGAUCCAUGCUCUCCUGUCAGAACGCACAGAUGGUCAAGUCGCUCCUCACCUGCCAGGUGGAGAAUGGGUUGUGUGUGUGUUGCGCCCCAACACACUCCUGCUCUAUAAACGAGGAGGAGACCCUGGUACUCUACCUAAACGCAGACUGCCACUCUGUCAGACAUCAGCUCAAGGACCUGUUGUUCAGUGCUUGUGGUCUGAGUAUUCUCUCUACCAUCAUCUGUACUCUCUCUACUGUCACCUGUAGUAUACACAUCUUCUCCCUGGACCUAGUGCACCUGCUCGCCCCGCACCGCUCUCGCUCCGUCAACCCAGAAUGCACCACUCCUCAGGACGCCUUCCUGACCAACAUCAUGGACUUUGAGGAGUUUGUCCCGCCCAUCCCUCCGCCCCCCUACUACCCCCCUGAAUACACAUGCAGCUCUGAGACAGACGCACAGAGUAUCACUUAUAACGGGUCGAUGGAGAGUCCAGUUCCUCUGUACCCCACUGACUGUCCCCCUCCUUACGAAUUAGUGAUGGGACAGAGAGCAGCAAGCCAGGCCACGGUGUUUGACAGCCAUGGGAAUGACCUGUCUGGAGAGAGGGCCACAUCCACUGCCUUCAGCGGAGAGGUCUCCAUGGACAGUGGUUCUCUGUUGAUGUCGGAGAUCAUUGACAUCCCAGAUGACUCCUCACCUUCAGAGGACUCCUGCCUCGUGGGGGUGAGGGCUAGGGGGGAGAGAGCGAGCACCGGGGGAGUGGAGGGGGGAGACGGGGGAGAAGGAGGGGAGUAUGUGAGCUUCCGUGGCCCCCCUCCCCAAGCCCUGGAGAGUCCCCUGGUAGAGAGUCCCCUGGUGGGCCCCAGGGCCAGGCGAUGCUACAGAGGAGAGAGGUCCAACUCCUGCUCCUCAUCUAGCACUGCUACAGCUACAUACAGGUCUCCAGUGUUGAGGCGACAGGCUAUGUUGGCCAGUAGUUGUUCCCAGUUGGAGCUGCUAGGGUGCUCCUCUAUCCUAGAGAAACGAGUCGGACUUUGCACCCCUUUACGACGCGAUUCCACCUCUGCAGCUCCUCCCACUUCCUCAUCCUCAGCUGUCAAUCAGCAGGGUGGUCAGGGCAACGGGGUACCCCUCCCCCUACAGCCGUUGUACCUGCGUCGUCAGGGCGGAAGGAGCGGGAGGGGGGAUAGUGACGGGCUUCUGCCCCUAGUGAGGUCACACAGCGAGCCUGGCCUCAGCUCUUCUGCUGAUACAGUAUACUUCAGUGGUGGCUCAGUGGGCAGUAAAGGAGUGAGGGAGGGCUCUCAGACCUCUACAGACACAGGUCCAUCCUCCGAGGCAUGCCUACUACCCCGCUCCUCUCUGGUGCCCCCCUCAAACCUCCUCCCCAGGAAGGUUAGUGUGAAGGCAGCCACCAUGGGGCGCACCUUGCCCCUCUCCAAAGGCCCUGCCAACUCUCCCUUGCACCUGCCCAAAGAAUGCAACCGCUCUCUUGGGGACCUCAAGGUGACGAGGGGUUUGGUGGCUCGCUUCCUGCAGCGCUCCAAACGGAACCUGGCGUCCGCCGCAGAGCAUUCUGGGAACACGGGACAGGGUCAGAAAAGGAGUGGCGGGGUGGAGGGCAACGGGACAGGCCAUCUCCCUUUAGAGCAGGUGUUACGUAACUCCUGGGGGGCCAGCCAGGGAUCCCACCCGCCAUACCCUCAUCACCGUGGUCACCACCACUCCCAUAGCGACAGCCGCCACAACCGCCAUCAUAGCAACCAACCCCCUGUGAUGGAGGGGAUCCACUUGCGCAGCUGCGGCGACUUAAGCUCCUCCUCCUCUGCGUCGCUAUGGCGAUUACUGACGGCCACCCCCCCUCACGGGUCAUCAGGGGCACUGUACACAGAGUCAGCCCUGUAAGAGGGGGAGGAGGGAGGAAAGAUGGGAGGGGAUGGGGAGGAAAAGGAGAGGAGGCAGAAAGUGUACCCACACAGAGGAGAGUGGAGGCAUGGUAUGGUCUAAUGAAGAAGAGAUACAAAGGGAGGAGGAGAGGUGGAGGAUGGUAGGAUGAGUUAGACAGGUUGAGAGGAAGGAUGAAGGAACAGGCUACUGACAUAUCCUGAUGGGCGGUGGAGGGAGUCAGCACUAUGAGGAGGGAACGACUGGACCUUUGCUACAGCCUUGUUCCAAUACUUUCACCAUGCAUCCUACCGCUUUCCCUUCCUCCUUCCCCUUGGAGCCCUCCUCUGCACCUGCGCCUGGCCUUCCUUUCCUGAACUUUGACCUCUCAACUAACCUCCAACCUCCAACCUUCACCGAGCCAUACUGAACACAACUCUAUCUGUCCUCUCCAACUCCCUGGGAUCUCUCUCUAACUUCAAGAGUAAAAAGGAUGGAGAUAAGGAGUUUCCCCUAGACUCUGAGCUAUGGUCAGUUUAGUGUUUCUCCUCCUAAUGGUUAAGGUUAGGAUCAGUGGAGCAUAAGCUGAUCCUAGAGCUGUGUCUAAGGUAAACACUUUUCUGGAGCUGUGAACAUCACUCUUACACGAACCGCAUACACUCAUUAAACUGCUCACUCUUUUUCAAAACUCAAAUGUACGUUCAUUUGUCCAGCUCUUCAUCCGGAGCGAAACUCACUUUAAGUGUUUACGGAACUCACCUUUUUGUCUUCUACUCGUGAAAUGGUUAACCUUCCUUUUCUCCUGAUGACACUGUAAAAUGUACAGAAAAAUGUACCCUCGUUUUGCCCACUGACAGUGAAAGUUUAAUGGCCUGCUAGUGUCGCCGUAUGUUUACAAACUUACAUCUUUAUUAGUAUUGUAUUUUUUUUGUGGUUAUUUUUCUUGAGGUAAAAUCAACAUGUAAUCCUCAACACCCCUUACCUAGUCCAUCUCCAAACUGCCUUCUGAAGAAAGGUGCCUCGAACUCAAAACUCACACACCAUCUACCCCAAACUCAAAACUCACACACCAUCUACCCCAAACUCAAAACUCACACACCAUCUACCCCAAACUCAAAACUCACACACCAUCUACCCCAAACUCAAAACUCACACACCAUCUACCCCAAACUCAAUACUCACACACCAUCUACCCCAAACUCAAAACUCACACACCAUCUACCCCAAACUCAAAACUCACACACCAUAUACCCCAAACUCAAAACUCACACACCAUCUACCCCAAACUCAAAACUCACACACCAUCUACUCAAAACUCACACACCAUCUACCCCAAACUCAAAACUCACACACCAUCUACCCCAAACUCAAAACUCACACACCAUCUAAUCAAAACUCACACACCAUCUACCCCAAACUGACUCUUAUUACACCGGUCUAAGACAUCAUACUCCUAAACUCGGCAUUUCCUGUCUCUGAGAUGACCUUGGACAUAGCGAUUUGAUUUGCAUUUUAUGGUACAACCCCCCAUAAUGUACUCCAAAUGAAACAGGAGCCUUGUUCAAAUACUACAACUUCACUCCCUGUGUAUCAAAUCCUAUAAAAUAACCAACCUCCUCCUAAGAAUGACUUUAGCUGCAUGUUUUGGCAAUGCUUCUUACUUUUCUCCCUUUCUCUCUCUCUCUUGCAUCCAACACCUACUUGCUCUGAGCCUUUGGAAAUGUGUUAAUGUAUAGUGAAGGGGAUGGAUCAAUGUUGUGCUGUUGAACCCAGAGCCAUAGAUAUACUGGGUUCUAACUAACUAUCAUCCAUGAACUCUGAUGUGUCUGGCUCUGGCUGAACGGUUUUGUCUGAUCAAUUACACCUCAGUAUGAUUCCCAAAGCACUAAAGAGAUUCUUGCAAUAAAUGUACAGAUACGUUUGUAUAGAUGUUGGGGAUCAGAUAUUCAGGAUGGUAGUUCCAGCAAGACUUAGUGGGAACUAUGAGAAUCUGGAUAUUAUAGUCUGAUACUGGAGGUUGGUCGACAUAAAGCGUGCAGUAUUCUUAGAGGACAUACUGUCUGGAUUGGAAUAGAAAGCUGGCUAACCUCAACCCAGCCAGACAAGAGUUAUACACUCAAUGGCGAUAUUGUGAAGACUUAAGUUUUGAAUAUACAAACAAUGAUGUAUGUAACUGAUUUAAACACAACACACACACACACACACAACCACACACACACACACUCAAACACACAGAAGCACUGAGCUGUGUUAAAAAUGUUGCUAUAAUUUCUACCUCCUAUUUUGCACAUUGUAUAAUUGUAUGGCUUGAAGUGAUAGAGCCUAACUGAAUAAACAUAUUAUUCUCUUCAAUAUGAUACAUAAAUGUUCUAAUGCAAGAACUUUUAAUGCAAGUCAUGUAUUUCAACAUAUUGAAUAAAUGAUCCACAAC